AUGCCACAUGUGAGGCGCGAAGAGUAUCCAAAAGCCAAUGAAGAGUUUGAACUGCAGUACGUGGAGGUCAUCCAUCGCCACCACAAGAGAACUCCGUAUGCAUCCAACACAUUUCCCAAGGAGUCAUACGGAUGGAGCUGUGACGAUCAGGGUCUGUUCUACUAUGGAAAGCCUCUCAAUCCCGCAGGCAACGAGUCGAGCUCUACGUACUGGAGCGUGUACACGAGCGAGACCAACCCGUUCGCACAAACCGGCUUCAACGGAAGCUGCCAGUUUCCACAAAUCACCAGAGAAGGAUUAGACGACUCGUGGCAGCACGGCAAGGACCUUUUCGGUGUCUACCACGACCUGCUCGGCUUCCUUCCCGACGACCUCGGCGACAAAGUUACCUACCGCGUGACGAACAACCAGAUCACCUCUCAGGUCGCCGGCAUGCUCAUCAACGGCAUGUACGCUCCAAAAGGCGACGAACCGCUCCAUAUCCAACCUGCAGGAGUUGAUUCCCUCGAGCCCCAAUACUCCUGCCCAGCCGCGUCGGCCCUCUCGAGUUCCUACGGCGUCGGCAGCAAAGCAUCGAACUGGACUGCGCACCUGACCGCCGCCAGACCGCUCUUCGACACUCUCGACUCCAUAUCCGGCAUCGCCAGCGACUCUCCCGACUGGCACAAGUCCUUCGACCACUACUACGACAACCUGUCUGCGCGACAAUGCCACGCCAAGCCCCUGCCCUGCAACACCAACGACACGAGCGCAUGCGUCACCCGGGAACAGGCUGAUGCCGUCUACCGUCUUGGCCAGUACGAGUAUUCCUUCAUCUACCGCGACUCGCCUCAGUCCCUGCAAGCGUCCCUCGGCUCCUACGGCGUGUGGCUCGCCGAGCUGGCACAGAACAUCCGCGACGUGCAGGCUGGCAAGCGCGAGGUCAUCUACCGCCACAACGUCGCCCAUGACGGCUCGGUCUCGAGACUGCUGAGCAUCCUGCAGGUGGAGCAGAUGGUGUGGGUUGGCAUGGGUGCCGAGGUUGUAUUCGAGACGUAUGCGAAGGGGGAGAAGAGUUACCUACGGAUCUUGUGGGGGGGUCGGGUGCUGAGGAGCUCGAGCCCGUCGUUGGGGAGCGUCGAUAUGUUGGAUCUGGAUGUGUUCCUGGCGUACGUUGAUGGGCUGGUGGGGGAGAAGGCGCAGAAGGUUGUCCAGUUCUGCUCGUCUUGA
This is a messenger RNA of Ascochyta rabiei, 1209 nucleotides long. RefSeq lists its product as uncharacterized. Gene Ontology annotation, molecular function: phosphatase activity. Gene Ontology annotation, biological process: dephosphorylation. Bases 1 to 1209 code for a protein of 402 amino acids. The record is from RefSeq and is a predicted model, not a curated record. NCBI's taxonomy places the organism in Eukaryota, Fungi, Ascomycota, Dothideomycetes, Pleosporales, Didymellaceae. The transcript has 2 exons.